CAGUGGCAUGCGUAUUCGCGCGUUGUCUCAGUGAAGCCCGUGCGUGCCUCUCCGACUGUCGCGUCAAGCGCGUCUCUCGCUGUGGGCCACAUCGUUAGCGCCAAGCGCGCCUUUUUCGACUUGUCACAAUAAAAUAAAUAAACCUUUCAUCCUAAACAAUCAAUUCUCAUUGCAAAAAAUUCUGCAGUUCAGUUAAAAAUCAUUCGAAUGGACUUGAUAAAAUUGAAAGUGCAAUCACGAUUUUCGAGUUAAAAAAAACCCGUGCAUCUAUUUAAUUGUCAGUUUGGAGCGGCUUUGAUGAGUCUGUCGACCUUCGCACACAUGUUAGAGUAAACCAUUUGCGAAUGGGAUAUUUUUGGGCAGUGGUUUACGUAAGAGAUUUGUGACAUUCAACCAAAGUACCGAAACUUGAAGUAAGAAAGAUGCUGGCAAAAUUAUUUGAGAUACACGGCAGCUUCUGCGCCGGUCAUCCACUGGAGGUAAUUGUAACGACGUUUACACUGACAGCGUGUAUGCUGAAUUUCGAAACGGGGAAUAAUGCGGCCAGGGAGGGAAGAUUGUCUGGGACAUCUUCGCAUUGUUGGAAUGGCAGAUGCAGUGGAGAUGAUCAGAAUGCUGUGGAUGUCAUUGUGAUGACCAUCAUAAGAUGUCUGGCAGUUCUCUUCAGUUAUCAUCAAUUCCGCAAUCUACAGAAACUUGGUUCUAAAUAUAUUUUGGGUAUCGCUGGGCUGUUCACCGUUUUCUCCAGCGUUGUGUUUACAACGAGUGUCGUUAACUUCAGUCGCAGUGACAUGGCAGAUCUCAAGAAUGCCCUCUUCUUUUUCCUGCUCUUGAUUGACCUCAAUAAAGCUGGGGUGUUAGCCCAGUUAGCACUGAGCUCAAGAAGCCAGGAGGAAGUACGUGCGAAUAUUGCGCGUGGUAUGUCUCUCCUUGGGCCAUCAAUCACCCUGGACACUCUUGUAGAAACCCUGCUGAUAGGCAUCGGAUCACUGUCCGGUGUCAAACGGCUGGAGGUCCUCUGUAGUUUCGCCUGUCUUGGGGUCGUCGUUAAUUACAUCGUCUUCAUGACGUUCUACCCUGCUUGUCUAUCACUGAUACUCGAGCUAUCUCGAGGCAACCAUGGAAUGGGAACACUCAGUGCUGACAAGAUACUGAUGCUUCACUCACUGAAUGAAGAAGACCAGAAACCAAAUCCUGUAGUUGAGCGUGUAAAGUUGAUCAUGAUUGCUGGACUCUUCGUCGUCCAUGCACACAGUCGUUGGCCAUUCAAGCACGGGGAUGGUGAUGACACAGUAGAGGGAACGGCGUCGCCUAUAAACUCCCACAUAAUAAUAAACAAUCACAAUAAAUCAAAAACCCCAGAGGACUUCAAAGAGCACUUGAUGAAUUGGCUGUCAGUGAGUGCUGAUAACAUAGUCAUUCUCAUUCUCCUUCUCGCUCUCGCGUUGAAGUUCAUUUUCAUCGAGGACAAGGGUGAUAUUGCAAAGCAACUGAGAUUCAAGGAGGAAGAGGAGCACGAGGAGAGUCCCGCGCAGGAAGACACGUCCAUGGAGACGUUGCAUGCAUCCUCUCUGGAUAUGUCCAUCAGGCAAAGAUUUGGCCCCAUAAUGCCCAAUAUUCACACACCAGUAUUUCCGUUGUCUGGAAUGGGGGACAAUUGGAUGGUGGUUGGAGAUGAUGCGCAGGUCGAAGUCGAGGAUAAGGAGGUCCAGACUGAUGGCAAACUACUAAGUGGUAAUGGGGUGGAAACUUCUGAGGAGGAGAAAGAACCUAGGAGCAUUGAGGAGUGCCUAGCAAUCUAUCGUUCUCAGCUGGGUGCUGAAGCUCUAACCGACACCGAGGUAAUUCAGCUCGUAAAGAACAAAGACAUCCCCGCCUACCAGCUUGAGAAAGCGGUAGGUGACAUGGAGCGAGGAGUGGGAAUCCGUCGCCUCCUGAUAAUCGAAUCAGGUAAAUUCACCGACGAGCUGAACCACCUUCCCUACAAGAACUACGACUACACGAAGGUCCUGGGUUCCUGCUGUGAGAACGUGAUCGGUUACGUGCCAGUGCCCGUAGGAAUAGCUGGGCCACUCUUGGUUGAUGGCGAGCUCAUUCAGAUUCCAAUGGCAACGACAGAGGGUUGCCUAGUGGCCUCGACAAAUCGUGGCAGCAGAGCGUUGAUAAAAUGUGGUGUGACGAGUCGUGUUGUUGCUGAUGGAAUGACGAGAGGUCCAGUCGUCAGAUUUCCGAACAUCGUGCGUGCGAGUGAGGCGAUGGCUUGGAUGCAGGAUACCACGAAUUUUGCUGAGAUGAAGAGGUGUUUCGAUGAGACAAGUAGAUUCGCACGAUUAACUAAGAUACACGUGAGAAUCGCUGGUAGACAUUUGUUCAUAAGAUUUGUCGCCAAAACUGGUGACGCUAUGGGAAUGAAUAUGCUGUCGAAGGGGACAGAGAAGUCACUGCAGUAUGUCCAGGAAUCAUUCACUGACAUGGAGAUACUGUCGCUCAGUGGUAAUUUCUGCACUGAUAAGAAGCCAGCUGCUGUCAACUGGAUCGAGGGGAGGGGCAAGAGUGUUGUCUGCGAGGCUAUUGUGCCCGCUGAGGUCAUCACGUCUAUUCUGAAGACGUCUGUGCACGCUCUCGUUGAUGUUAAUAUUCAGAAGAAUUUGGUGGGCUCAGGCAUGGCUGGCAGUGUUGGUGGGUUUAAUGCACAUGCUGCCAAUAUUGUUACCGCGAUUUACAUCGCAACGGGACAGGAUCCAGCCCAGAAUGUCGGCAGCAGCAACUGCAUGACCCUCAUGGAACCCUGGGGGGAGGAUGGGAAGGAUCUGUAUAUUUCGUGCACCAUGCCGAGCAUUGAGAUUGGCACUAUUGGAGGGGGCACUGGACUUCCUGCGCAGAGUGCCUGCUUGGCUAUGCUGGGGGUACUGGGGGCUCAUGAGAGCGAUCCUGGGGAGAAUUCUAGCAAACUUGCGAGAAUCGUUUGUGCCACUGUUCUUGCUGGGGAAUUGUCACUCAUGGCUGCACUCACUGCCGGUCAUCUAGUCAAAAGUCAUCUCAGACAUAACAGAUCGUCAACAACAGUUGGCAAACCUGUAAAAUUGACGAGAAAUGAACGUUCACGCUUAACUGUGCCAAAUAUCCUACCAGCCCUUCAAUCCCUUUGCACUGACAAAAGAGACCAAUCCUAGCAUUAAUGAUCCUACAAUAAUAGUGUGCUAUACUAUCUUUUCGUAAAUAGUUACAUUUUUAUUCUGUAAGUUGUGAAUAAUACGUGGGAAAUGCUAAUGAAUUAAUUUUUAAGGAGAAUUAUGGGACUGUCUUAUUUAAAAUUCAAUCGAUGAAUUUCAACGUACGUUAUUCAUUAGUCUAUCGCCAAUUCCUGUGUUAGGCAUUGGUACUAAUAGUGCUGCGUAUUUUUGUUAACAUCAUCGAAUUUAUUUUCUUGUAUGAGAGUUCAUGGGAACUGUAGGAGGAAAAUAUCACAGAAGUGGUCGAGUGAAAGCAAUAGAACGGGAAUUGUUGAAUACCAAAAAUGCUGCCAGAAGAGGGAAGGAAAAAAUUAAGAAGAUUGAGAAUAAAAUCGAGAGAGAUAGGAUUGAAUUUUUGUGCAAUACUAGUUAAUUAUUUUUUAAAUAUUUUCAUUAAAACAAGAGAGAAAAAAAUGUGAGAUUUUUUUUCUGCAAAUCGUCUUGCCUUUAAUGAUGAGUUGAUGAGUGACUUGAUUAAGUUUUAACUUUAUGGAAGACUUUUUCAUUCGACGUAGAUGCAAAAAUUUCUCCGUUAAUCUCUCGUCAGUCCUAUUUCCUUUCGCUCUAGAUAAUUCAGGUUAUAAAGCUAAUUAAGAAUGUAAUUAUGCAGAACAAAUCUAUUUCAAUUUUCAUUAAAUUUGAAUAAAUUCAAUUGAGAAUAUAGGAAAA
This is a messenger RNA of Diachasma alloeum, 3902 nucleotides long. It is a transcript of the gene Hmgcr, whose product is annotated as 3-hydroxy-3-methylglutaryl-coenzyme A reductase. Gene Ontology annotation, cellular component: peroxisomal membrane; endoplasmic reticulum membrane. Bases 423 to 3173 code for a protein of 916 amino acids. Gene Ontology annotation, molecular function: NADP binding; protein binding; hydroxymethylglutaryl-CoA reductase (NADPH) activity. Gene Ontology annotation, biological process: sterol biosynthetic process; coenzyme A metabolic process; isoprenoid biosynthetic process. The transcript has 9 exons. NCBI's taxonomy places the organism in Eukaryota, Metazoa, Arthropoda, Insecta, Hymenoptera, Braconidae. The record is from RefSeq and is a predicted model, not a curated record.